AUGGAUGCGGCUUACUUCUACGAAGAGUUGUUCAAAAGUCAACAAAGUGAUAUAAAACUUUUCAAACUAUGGUGUAAACGCACAAAAUUCCUGGGGCUGACUCCUUACAGUUUAAAGACAACGAAACUCCAAAAAUUCGUCUCUUGCGUCAUUAUCUCUCCCGCACUAGCCUUUUUGAUAUUCUUCAUGUAUACGGAUUCGAGGUUAGCAAUAGAAGCUUUAGAGGUGCAGGACCAGUUUAUACAGAUUUUGCUCCACUUGAGCGAAUUGUUCUUCAUGAUUGCCAUCUUCCUCAGCGGCAAUUUGCUUUUUGAUAAGAACUGGAGGAAACUUUUCACCUCUUUGUACCAAACGGAAUUACUGGUCAAAAAACUAAACUCGAAAUACACCUCCAAGAGCUUAUGCUUCCUAUAUCUUGAGCUAUUCAUAAUUUUUGCCAUCUGCCUACCUCUUCACGUGGUCCAAAUUUUCUUUUUACUGAAAGCAAAGCAAUUCGCGAUAGCGUUUAUAAACUUUGGAUGGUUCACCAUAGACAUAUACAGCGUGAUAACCUUGCUGUUACUGCUACCACUGAACAAAAUAUUAAGCGGGCGGUAUCAGUUCCUAUGCCAGUGCCUUGAGACAGCAAGCCAGUAUAAACGGGAAGAGAAACGUGGUCUUGUUGAGGUAAAGUUGGUCCUGAAGGUGUACAGAUUAUGUCAUUGUGUGGUGAAGGAAGUUAACACGAUAUUUGGCUGGCACGUAUACUUUUACAUAAUUAAGAACCAGAAUUUCCUCAUAACUCUUAUUCAACACAAUCUUUUGGCGCAGAUGGGCGAGAGAACCAUUAGUGAACAAUUUGGGCAGAAUGUAGUAUAUUGUCUGUCAUAUGUGAUCUGUAUGAUACUGCUGAUCAUGUCAUUCGACUCAGUCGAGACAAGCGGGAAGAAACUGAUUAUGACUUGCUACUUGCUUCAUGAAAGCUCCGAGAGUCCACUAAUAAAAGAGCAUCUCCUUCAACUGGCUAAAUUCGCAGAAGAAUGGAAACCAACGUUUUCAGCUGCUGGAUUCUAUACUGUCAACAAACUGACUCUGUCUUCUAUUUUUAAGGCUACUAUCAAGUAUUUAGUGGCCUUGAUGCAACUCAAUCUUGCUAUGGCAGAUUCAUCAUCAUCGCGAGAGAAUUAA
Molecule: messenger RNA, 1167 nt
Organism: Anoplophora glabripennis (Asian longhorned beetle)
Lineage: Eukaryota; Metazoa; Arthropoda; Insecta; Coleoptera; Cerambycidae
Exons: 2
Coding region: 1-1167 (388 amino acids)
Biological process (GO): sensory perception of taste
Cellular component (GO): neuronal cell body; dendrite; axon
Source: RefSeq, a predicted model, not a curated record